AUGGCCACCAAGCACGACUCGUCUGAAACUUUUGAGCUGACAACUCCGUCAUUACACUCUUCGAGAGACCCGUUGUGGGCCGGAACCUCGCUGGACCGACCGGACACAGUUGUUGCGCGUCGCCGGGAACCAGGGAAACCCCUCGAUAUUGGUCGCUAUGGCUUCGGCGUGCUUUCACUCGGCACCCUCCUCAUCGGUGGUGCAAUUGCCCUCUUGUGGUUUCUAUGGAAGGCCGACGACCACAACCGAUUUUGGCGGUGGAUAGUUGCCGAAGGGCACAUCGCUCAGGCCAUAGCGUUGACAGCUCUUGUCAUCCGUUUUGCUGUCUUCGCGCAGGCGGCGCUGUGUACCUCGAUGCUCGCAAAUCUGGCACUGCACAAGUUUCAUAUCACACUUCCUCACUCUGUGCCGGUGACUCUCUUGCAGCAACAGAAUAACGGGCCACAUCAGCUUGUCGUCAAUCUUUUUGAGUCCUGGAAGAAAGGAAAGGCCGGGAUCGUGGGUCUGUUGGCAGUAUCCCUCGUGUUGACGACAACGGCUGUGCAGUUCACCUCGACGAUCCUCCUGUCUGACUUGCAGAUCAGCCCCAUAGCAGACUUGGUGCGGACCUCGUUAAUCCCAUCCACUCUGAAUUGGGAUGCUGGUAUCUCUUCCCAAGCAACCUGGUCAGGCGAAGGGUACAUGCUCCUAGCACCCGCCCAGUAUCCCGCCUUCGCCGAAUACUCGGAAAACAAGGCUAUUCAUGAAACGGUCGACGGUGUGCACGACACAGGGAUUGUGAUGCGAGCGUUCAUGCCGGUAACGCAGAAGAGUCCGCGGGAGAUGCUCCGUAGUUACGAAGGAAAAGCCACCGUUUUGGACUCUCGGGUGGUCUGUGCACGGCCGAUCGUCAGGCACCCCUCCAUUGAUCUCGGGAAUAUCGACGAAUGUGCUGGCCCAAGAGUCAGCGGGGACAUCUCGAUCGACCUAGCCUCAGUUCCGCGAUUCCGCUAUCAUGAAAACGUCAGUGUCACGGAGAGCUUCAGCUGCAGUACAGCAGUGCCCAACGCACGGCAGCCCUCGGAGUGGUCGUUAAUGAGCUGCCCCGUAACUCAAACAGCCGGUAUUAUUUCAGCCAUGGACAGUAUUGAGGAGGUGCUCGACCCAAAUAGUGGCACUCGGUACGGGAUGAACACAUAUAUGCUGUAUGGCGUAGGCCAGGCCUAUCUCCUUGUCAACGCCACUGGCACUUGGGGCCGCUGGCUCAAUUACUGCAAGCGACGGAAGAUCUUCGAUGACGACGGCGGCGGGCCCAUUGUGUCGAAUCUCAGUUUGGUAUCUGAACAAGACUUCGUUGGUAGAGGUGAAUGGCUCGACAUCCCCACGAACGACCCACAGAUCACCUUCUCGUUCUCUCUCUGCUACAGCGCCUUCAAUGUGGCAGAUCGCACUGUCAGCAUCACGAGCUGGCGGAAUCGUACCGAGCCGAGCAUUGAAUGGGACUACGACAAUCGCACGUUCAGCACGGAGGGGAUUCGUCGCCAGAUGGGGACGGUCAGAAUCAACAAGACCAAUCCUUCGCUCACGAUCAACGAUACACUCACAGAACGUGGGAUCCUCACUCUCGCGCCGCCAGCGUCAAAUUCUUCAGCCUCGCAUGUAGGGGCCGAUGGUUGGGUCUCGAGCACUGACAUGAGACUCCAAUCGCGGACCGGGCAGGCAAUCCUACUGAACGCAAACCUUGGAUGGAAGAAUGCCGCGCUCAGGUUCUGCCUGGACUGUCAGCCCUCGUUCGGCAACUCUUCAUCGAUUGCCAAUGCAGGGAGUGACACUUCAAAAGAGCCUUCUUCACUGCAUCCACACCAUCUGAGCCUAAUGAGCACGACACUCAAAGCCACGAGACACCCUGCCUUUGCGUUGCAGAGCGCGUUCACCAAUUUGUUCUCGAUGGCGUACCAGGAUCUGGCGCUGAAAUUUGACGAGCGGGAAGAGGUCCAGUCAAGUAGUUUCGUGCUGGCACUGAGACCGAUGACGUGGACAGCGUUCGCCAGUAUACUGAUCUUGCUGAUGGUUCAUCUUGCCCUGGUCAACACUGUGACCAUCCUCUUCGCAAGCCAAGGGGAAGGUGUGAUAGGCGGCGGCUGGGCGAGCGUCAACCAACUUCGCAGCGACUCCUUGAACGGGUGGAUUGAUGGCCAGGUGGCGGGAAAGAGGGAUCGAUGGGUGGGAGAGGAGAUGAAGCGUCAGGGCGAGGCAGGAAAAUGGGUUGGAGUGGGGGUCAGUGGGCGCAUUGAGGCUCUGGGGGUCAAGGCACCGGGGUCUGAUCCGUGA
This is a messenger RNA of Fonsecaea erecta, 2310 nucleotides long. RefSeq lists its product as hypothetical. Bases 1 to 2310 code for a protein of 769 amino acids. The record is from RefSeq and is a predicted model, not a curated record. Lineage: Eukaryota; Fungi; Ascomycota; Eurotiomycetes; Chaetothyriales; Herpotrichiellaceae. The transcript has a single exon.